AUGCUGCCGGCGUUUCUGGAGCGGGAGAGCGCGCUGGCGUCGCUGGAGGGCGGCGCCGCCUUUGGCCACCGCCCGCACCGCUUCCUCGCGGCCGCGCUGGGCGACGCAGGCCUGGCCCGCCGCCUGGAGCAGGUUGCAGCCCUGGGAGGCCACUCGGGCGCGGUCAACACGCUGAGCUGGACGGAGGGCGGCGACCUGCUGGCCUCUGGCGGCGAGGACUGCCGCCUGCGCCUGUGGCGCGGCACCAGCGGCGGCGGCAGCGGCGAGCUGCUGCACAGCUUUGACACGGGCCACACCUCCAACAUCCUGUCUGCCUGCUUCCUACCAGCUUCCCGCGGGGACCAGCUCAUCUGCUGCUCCGCUGACCACCAGAUCCGCCACCUGAACGUGACCAAGGGGGCGGUACGGCCGUACCUCGUGCACCAAGCCGCCGUGCGGGCGGUGGUCCCACUGGACCCACACGUCUUUUUAUCUGCCAGCGAGGACGGCACGGUACGGGAGUUUGAUGUGCGGCAGCGCCCCGCAGCGGUGCACCGCGAGGCGCUGGCCGGAGACGAUUCAAACGUGCUGGUGGACCAGAGCGGGGAGCGCGUGGGGCGGUCGCGCGUGCGUGUGGGCAUCUACAGCCUGGCCGUGGACGGGCAGCGGCCCUGGAUGAUGCUGACCGGCGGCACCGACCCUCUGCUGCGCCUGUACGACCGCCGCAUGCUGGUGGUGGGCGCCUCGGGGGGCGGCGCGGACGACGGCGGCACGCCGGGCAGCCGCUCCGGCGCCCGCGCGCCUCAGUGGGUGGCCUGCUACGCCCCCUCCCACAUCAAGGCCUCACUUUGGGACAGCGGGCGGCACCCGGGGCUGGCGGCGCCGGGCGGCGCGCUCGCGCCGGGCCGCGCCGUCACCGCCGUCGCCUUUGCGCGCGGCGGCGGCGAGGUGGUGGGCAGCUACAGCGGCGAGCUGAUCUACAGCUUCGAUGUCAGGCAGCAUGCCAGGGACGUGGAGACACUACUGCACAUCCCCGAGACGGUGCUCAGGGCGCCUGCGCGGCCGCGCAGCCACGCCGGGCGGCGCAGCGCGCACGGCUACGAGGCCAGCCAGCAGCCGCAGGCGCAGUGGGCCUCCCCAGCCGUGCUGCCAGGGGAGGCGGCGGUGGAGGCGGCGGCAGAGGGCGGCGGCGGCACCGCGCCCGGCCCGCCCGACCGCGCCGCCGCGGCGCUGGCGCAGGCGGGGCAGCUGCUGCGGCAGCAGCAGCGCGCCGCGGCGGGGCGCGGCAUCGCCCUCGCGCCCUCCGUGCGCAUGCUGGAGCGGCAGCGCCGGCAGCAGAGCCGGGUGGCGGCCGCGGCGGCGGAGCCUCGCGCCGAGAGCUCCCGCCCCGCCCACUGGCAGAUGCACCCCAGCAGCAGCACGCUGCGCUCGCCCCAGAACGAGCCGCGCCAGGUGGCGCCACAUCAGCAGCACCAUGCACAGCAGCAGCAGCACCAUCACCACCACCAGCACCACCAGCAUGAUCUGAGGCAGCCUCUGGAGCUGGUGAGCGAUUCUGAGGGGCUGUCGGACGGGGUGAGCCCCGAGCAGCGGCGGCAGGGCGUGCGGCGCAGCCGGCGCAUCAUGCGGCGGCGCCGCGACGCGGCCGAGGCCGCAGAGCUGCAGCAGCUCGCAGAGGAUGUGGCGGCGGAGGCGGCUGCAGAGGCGGAGGAUGCGCAGCAGGCGGAGGCACGGCUGGGGGAGGUGCAGCAGCCCGCGGUGUCGGGGGUGGCGGAGCCGGCCAGCAGCAGCGACAGCGAAGACCCGGGCCUGCACUCUCCAGCCACCCGCGCGCGGCGCGUGCGGCGGCGCACGCUGGCGGGCGCCGCGGCCGACGAGGCGGCGGCGGCGGCGGCGGUAGCUUCGCAGCGGCACGAGCCCGCGGAGCAGGGCCGAGGCGUGGACAGGGGUGCAGCCGCUGUCGCCGGCGCAGACGCCGCGGCGGCGCCCGACGGCGGCAGCGGCGGCUUCAAGGCGCCCGCGGGGAGGAGCCCGCAGCACCACCGCCGCCGGCAGGCGGCGGCGGCGGCUGCCGCGGCGGCCGCCGCCAUGCAGCGGCUGGACAGCACGGUGGGCCUGCUGCACCACCACGCGCCGCAGCUGGAGGCUUCGGAGGUGGCGGCCGGCGGCGGGGGCUGGGAGGGCGGCACGCAGCGCGCACAGCAGGAGGUCACCGUCAGCAUGCGGCAGCCGCCGGCCGCCGCUGCAGGGGCCCAGGGCUGCGGGGUCGUGGUGGAGCAGUCUCCAGCCAUGGAAGUCAGCUCCCGGCCGGUGCUGUCUGCAUCACGUGUCGGCCUAGCCACGCAGCUGGGCAGCCAGCAGGCGGGGCACGAGGCCAGUAGCCUAAACUCAGCCGAGCAGCCUGCGAACGAGCGUGUGGGCAGCGUGGCGCAGCGUGGGCGGGCAGACGCCCCCUCUGUCGGCAACGCUCCCCUGGCCACCACAGCAGCGGCCGCAACGUUUGCCGAGCAGCUGCAGGCGUCGGCGGAGGGCCGUGAGGCGAGCACUGGCCACAACCGUGCCCCACCGCCGCCGCCGCAGUUUGCGGUGGACGCGCUGCUGCCGCAGCAGGCGCAGGGGCAGCUGCCGCUGCCGCCGUCCGGCCCGCGGCAGCAGCGCCAGCAGCUGCAGCCCACCGCCAGCACUGGCACCUCCCGCCCGCCCGCCUUUGGCUCCCAGCAGCAGCGCUACCUGCCUCCGCAGGCCAGCGGGCGCCAGGCCUCCCGCCUGCGCCGCCAUUCAGCCGGCCUGGACGCCUCUCAGCACGGCGAGGCGGCGUAUGCGGCUGCCGCCGCCGCUGCGGCGGCAGCCGACGCGGGCCUGGCAGCCAUGGGCAGCCAGGCGGCGGCCGUGGCGGCCGCGGCGGCCGAGGGGGAGCAGGCGGCGGCGCAGGCGCAGGCGACGCAGCAGGCGCAGCAGCCACAGGCUACCAUGCUGUCGGGGCGGGGCCCCUCGGUACUGGGCGACUUCAUGCCCGGCUCGCAGCUGCCCACCGGAUCCGAGAUCCAGCAGCGGCAGGCCUCGGUGGCGGCCGGCGGCAGCGGCGGCGGCGGCGGCGGCGGCCGCGCGGCGGGCACCCCGCAGCAGGCGCAGCGCGGGCACCAGGUGGACAGCGCCGUGGGAGCCAUCGUGCACACAGCAGGCGAGGCACCUGCUGCCCGCGCCUGGCCGCCCGGGCUGGGGACCGGCCCCUUCCGCCCCGCCGCGCUGCCAGCACAGGCCGCUGCCGCCGCGGCGCCGGCUGCCGUGCUUGUUGCUUGCUUGUACGCGGACGGCGGCGAGGAGGUGAGCGAGCCCACGAUGUUCCGCCGCCGCUACGGCGGCCACCUCAACCUGGCGCCCGAGGCGCAGGGCGGGCUGGCGCUGGCACCGCAGCUGGCCUUCCUGGGCUGCCACUCGGAGCUGCUGGUGUCUCCCUCUGACGACGGCAACGUCUUUGUGUGGGACUACGCCAGCGGCCAGCUGGUUGCGGUGCUGCCACCCGCGCCACCCGCAGCCGGCGGCGCCGGCCCGGCAGACGGCGCGGCGGGCGCGGCGGCCGGCGUGGCGUGCGUGGCGCCGCACCCGCUGCUGCCGGUGCUGGCCAGCGCGGGGCUGGACGCCACGGUGCGGCUGUGGUCUCCCGAGGCGGAGCAGCAGCGCGGCAUGGAGCACGCGGCGGCAGCGGCGCGAGCCAACCUGGAGCGCCUGGCGGCGGUGGGCUGGCAGCAGCCCGCCCCCUCGUCCUGGCUCCUCGGCGGCGGCGGUGGCGAGCGGAGGGCGGCUGCGGGGCCCGGCGGGGCCUCCAUGCAUUGCAACACGAUGUAG
Messenger RNA from Chlorella variabilis, 3825 nucleotides. RefSeq lists its product as hypothetical. Gene Ontology annotation, cellular component: Cul4-RING E3 ubiquitin ligase complex; cytoplasm. Gene Ontology annotation, biological process: negative regulation of fatty acid biosynthetic process. Bases 1 to 3825 code for a protein of 1274 amino acids. The record is from RefSeq and is a predicted model, not a curated record. NCBI's taxonomy places the organism in Eukaryota, Viridiplantae, Chlorophyta, Trebouxiophyceae, Chlorellales, Chlorellaceae. The transcript is spliced from 8 exons. Gene Ontology annotation, molecular function: protein binding.